CACGGCCACGGCUGUGAGCGUAUACCUGGGCUGGGAAAGAAUGACCUUGGACGAGUCCACCGCCGUUACUGGUCCCAAAUGCGAGGACAUCGGCGCACACGUGCCUGAAGAGAAUGUUCCCACGCCGUAUAGAUUGAGCCCCAGUCUGCAAUUCUCACUCGCCGGUAUUGGCAGUGUUGCACAUAAGCCUGUCCUGCGCAAACGAAGACACUCCGUAGGCUCUGCGCAAUCAUAUACUCGCAGACCGCCUCCAAGUCAGCGAAACCCGCGCAUACUGCCCAGCAGUCCCGUCAACGGCAAGUUCCUUCCUCGUCGUGGCUACAUGCUUGCUGCUCCGCCUGUCGACCUGACCUUUGAUGAUGAUUCUGACUGGGUGCCCCCCUCUAACCUCGCGAAAAAGCUUCAUCGAACGGCCAGCGUCGGGAACAGCUGGGGGGUUACGUCCAUUGGUGGUGGCUACAGCUGGAGCAAGGGCAGGAACAUGGAACACUCUGCCGAAUCUCGAAACGACGGUGACGACGACGAGGUCAUUCCGUCAAGUGGUAGUUUUAUUCAGCCUGAAUCACCCAAAGGAACUCGUUCAUUUUUAGAUGCCACCUCCAAUGGGCUUCCUACCGUAAAGCCGGAAGCUUCAGAUCUUUCCUUGAAUUUCGCCUACAGCCGCAAUGAUGAACCGCUGCACAAUGGCUCGUUUACAGCAGAACCCGUCUCGACAGGAUCACCUUUAUCUCGAUCACCUUUAUCGUCAUCAGCUGUGUCUCUAAAUUCUAUGUGUACUACUCCUGACGGAUCCAUUGGGGAAGCGGGAAGCUCUCGAACAAACUUAGCACGAUCAUCAUCCACGCCGAGACCACGGCGACGCUCGUCGCAGCAGCGUGUAUCGCUUAUCGCUGGACGCCUGUCCAUAGUCUCCAUUGAACCCCCUACAGACCAGGAUUCUAUAGCCCCACGGUUGCAACGAAUUGGCAGUCAAUCUAGCUUUUUGAGUGCCAUUUCGACGGCGGCGCCCACACCCGCAGACGAGAAGGACUCCUUUCUCGGGGACAGAAGUAUAUCUGAAUACGUCAUUGAAGGAGAACUUGGUCGAGGAGCUUAUGGACUUGUUAAGCGUGCGCGAGAAAUGAAGUUAGACGGGACGAUGUCGGAGCCUGUUAUCAUCAAGCAAGUAAUAAAGUCACGUAUCCUAGCGGAUUGUUGGAAGAGACACCCUAAGUUCGGCACGAUUCCAAUAGAAAUUUAUGUCAUGUCUGCCAUAUCUUCAACCUCAUACAAGUUACCGCCGAAACGGCCAUGGGACCCCUCACGAAUGUAUUUAUCACCUCAAGAAGACAUAGAUCCGUGGAUAGAGGGUAAAGUCGUCAAGGGACACCCGAAUAUAUGUCAACUUCUCGAUUUCUUUGAAGACAACAAUUAUUAUUACUUGGUUAUGCCGUCUACGACUCCGACGAAGGGGCCGGAUGGAGCAACCCCACCUUCGGACCUCUUUGACCUUGUCGAGGCCUAUCCACAAGGCCUACCGCCCAAUAUGAUCCGGAGCUACCUUGGCCAGAUAGCAGAUGCUCUCGCCUUUUUACAUGCGAAGGGGAUCGUUCAUCGCGACGUGAAGGAUGAAAAUGUUGUCCUUGGGCGAAAGCCUGGAAGCUGUAUCCUCAUUGACUUUGGAAGCUCCGGUGUCGUGAAGAAAAAUGGGUGGGACACCUUCAGCGGGACACUUGAUUAUGCCGGGCCGGAGAUUCUAAGAGGUGAAAGAUAUUACGGAAAGGAGCAGGACGUCUGGGCAUUCGGAGUGGUUGCCUUUGUUCUUCUCAUUGGCGAGUGUCCAUUUAAUACUGCCGCCGAAGCGCAAGAUGGUCUAGAAUCACCGCUCUGCAACGCUUCAAUCGCUUUGGACGAACGAUGUGGUGAUGGAAAAGAGUCCGAAGGAGAGGAAGCUGAUGGCGGUGGUGCGCUUGGAGAUGCAGCAGCACUUGUCCGUGCUUGUCUUCGAGUCGAUCUAACUGCAAGGCCGACUUUCGAGCGAAUUCUUGAAUGCAGGUUCCUCAGCGGAGGUAAGGGCUGGGGAACGGAGACCUAGCACUGCUUGCAUCCCUCGAGGACACCAUGCUUGAACCAUUUGCCUCCAAGGAAGCGGUCGUGUUUUCUCGAACUCAUGUUGUGCUUAAACUGCCUUGCGGACGGUGCAUGCUGUUGCUCAGGUGGUCUGCAUCCAGACAUCUUUUCUUCCCUGGCCAGACCACAGCAGUCACGUUGUGUUGGCUACUUCUGCUUUAUCGUUUAUCUCUUGUAUCUCGGCUUCGUCCUAUGCCUCAUCUCAUCGAUUUCAAACGCAUUUUAUUGUAUUCCCCUGUCCCCACGCCGUUCCAACACUGCAUGUAACUCUUGCCUUACCCAUCCCUCGUACGUUUGUUUUAUAUCAUAUUGAAAUGUCUGAACAAUCCGUUGUAGAAGUAAAGUAACGGCUUGUGUACAAUAUAAUGUAGUGUCUUUGUAUCACGAUUUUUAUGCCAA
This is a messenger RNA of Fomitiporia mediterranea MF3/22, 2508 nucleotides long. Its product is annotated as kinase-like protein. Bases 41 to 2074 code for a protein of 677 amino acids. The transcript is spliced from 4 exons. Gene Ontology annotation, molecular function: protein serine/threonine kinase activity; ATP binding. NCBI's taxonomy places the organism in Eukaryota, Fungi, Basidiomycota, Agaricomycetes, Hymenochaetales, Hymenochaetaceae. Gene Ontology annotation, biological process: intracellular signal transduction; protein phosphorylation; negative regulation of glycogen biosynthetic process. Gene Ontology annotation, cellular component: nucleus; cytosol; cytoplasm. The record is from RefSeq and is a predicted model, not a curated record.